AUGAAGGUAUAUGUGCUUGGUGCCGGUUCUAUGGGCUCCCUAGUGGCCCACUAUAUGUCCUUGGCUCACCCGGAAUUGUCAAUGGUACUUCUUAUGAAAACACAAGCUCGAUUGGACAAUUUUGUCAGACACAACUCGGAAAUUUCUGUGGUCAAAAAAGACGGAAUUGUUCGUGCCCAGCUUGCAGCGGGUGGUAUGCCUCCUAUGCGGAAGGACGGUAACCCUGCGCACAUAGAAAAUCUCAUAGUAGCCACAAAAACCCAUGCUACUGAAACUGCUCUUGAGCCGUAUCUCAAAAAUAUUUCUUCCAGCACAAACUUGUUACUUUUGCAAAACGGAAUGGGCAUGCCUGAGUACUUGACAAGAAAAUUCUGGCCCUCGGGGAACCGUCCGCAAAUUUUCCAGGCCAUAUCGACACAUGGAGCAUAUAAAUCGUCACAAAAUGUGGUUCAACACACGGUCAAUGGUUCACUUGUGAUAGCUGAACAGCCGGAAAUUACUCAACAUACUACUACAACGAUUCCACUGAACCCUCUAGUAGAUGCCAUUGUGUCUACUCCCGAGUUGAAUGCUUCUCAUGUGAAUUACUCGGACUUUCUACUUGCUCAGAUCGACAAGCUCAUUGCCAAUGCUUGUAUAAAUCCUCUUCUGGCCAUCUACGACUGCUUCAAUGGCGACUUGCUUCUUAGCACACACCUAUUGCCCAUCCUCAAGCAGAUUGUGAACGAAGCAAGAGCAGUUUUUCUUGCCGAAUAUAAGGUGCUCAAUGAAAACCCACAAGCGGCUGCUUCUUUGGACACAGAACGCAUGCUUGCCCACGUCGUCCGUAUGUUUGAGCUCACGGCGGCUAACAGCUCCUCCAUGAGAGAGGACAUUCGCAACUUGAACACCACCGAAAUAGACUGGAUAAAUGGCUUUCUUGUGCGGGUGGGAAAACAGCAUGGUAUAAAUACUCCCGCCAACCUCAUGCUAGUCAACAUGGUGAAAAGCAAGCUUGCUAUUGAGCGUGGACUCGACCAGAGAGCAGCAUCGUUAGUGGCAUGA
Molecule: messenger RNA, 1044 nt
Organism: Meyerozyma guilliermondii ATCC 6260
Lineage: Eukaryota; Fungi; Ascomycota; Pichiomycetes; Serinales; Debaryomycetaceae
Product: 2-dehydropantoate 2-reductase
Exons: 1
Coding region: 1-1044 (347 amino acids)
Biological process (GO): pantothenate biosynthetic process
Cellular component (GO): cytoplasm; mitochondrion
Molecular function (GO): NADP binding; 2-dehydropantoate 2-reductase activity
Source: RefSeq, a predicted model, not a curated record